This is a messenger RNA of Leptopilina boulardi, 1535 nucleotides long. RefSeq lists its product as uncharacterized. Bases 222 to 1331 code for a protein of 369 amino acids. NCBI's taxonomy places the organism in Eukaryota, Metazoa, Arthropoda, Insecta, Hymenoptera, Figitidae. The record is from RefSeq and is a predicted model, not a curated record. The transcript has 6 exons. Gene Ontology annotation, molecular function: protein binding.
GUGUACAUGAAAUGAACACAAAAAAUUAAUAUUUUAACUUGAUAGCGUUCUUUUUAUUAUUUUACUGUGUUAUCUACCUGCUGUCAGCAGUAUAUAAAUGGUCGAAAUUUAUAUUAAAGACAUAGUAAAACUAAAGAAGUCUAAAGAAGAAGAAGAAGGCAGAAGAGCUACAUCUGAUCUGACUCUAUUGUUUGCUAAAGUAAACCAUAAUCGUUAGCAAAAUGGCAAUUACAAGAUUAUUGGGUUUCUAUCUACCCAUUAUCAGCAUUCUGUCAAUAUUCGUUCACACAAAUUGUCAAACGACACCAAGUGAGAAUAGUUCUUCAGAAGGUAUCUGUUUUAGUUCCAAUGAUGAGGUUUAUGUGGAAAUGAAAACAUCAGGUAAUUUCACCCUGAAAUGGAAAAAGCCCAAUCUCACUGGUUUAAUAACUUAUCAAAUAAGUCCUUAUAAAACUUAUGAAUCUGACUAUUGUAGAUAUUAUAGUACUAGUGAUGAUUGUCCAACUUAUACAGUAUUCAAUGUGAGGAAAUAUGUUCAAUAUGUUCAAUUUUUUGUUCAUAUUCUUGACGGAACUCCUUAUAGUACGUUGUCUAGCUCCGUAUUUAACUUCACAGGAAUAAAAGAUGGUUGUCUACUUAGGGGAGGUUUAGAAGUAUUUAAUAUCACUGAAACAUCUGCCAUUCUGCAAUGGAACAAGCCUAAAAAUUGUAACUACAUGUUUGUGAAUUAUACUGUGUUGAUAAAUCUUCUGGAGACAUUUGAAAAGGUAUAUCAGGAAAUACCUUUUCCUUUUAAUUCUACCAAUUUCACAGUGAAAAAUCUUUUACCAGGAAACGUAUACGAAUUUACAUUAGUUGCUCAUCAUUUCGCAGCAGAAACUAGUAAUAUCUAUAGCCCACAUAUCAGAACUAAACAUCAUUUAGAUUCAAAAAUUGAUUCUUAUCUCAGGGAAACAUCUAAUUCAACUGACGAUGAUCAACUCAUCGAAGUUUUACAAGUCACUGAUAGUAGCGUUGAAAUUAAGUGGUAUCAACCUGUGAAUAUUUCCAUCGCUGCAGACAAGGAGCUUUUUGUAAUCGAUUUAAAUAAUACUACGGAACCUGAGUCGCGUAAAAUGAAAGAUUUUUAUAAUCUUACAAUUAGAACAAUAGACGAGGAUACUUUAACAACUGACAUUGAUAACUUUGAGGAGUUAUGGCCUAACGAUAAGAUGUAUUUUAUAGGGACACUCUCAAAUUUAAAACCCAAAACAAAUUAUAUAUUUCUAAUUGCGUAUACGGUUGAGAACAGAGUUGUUUUUCUCAAAAGCAAAAAAGUCUUAACGUCUUAACUUAUUAACAUUUGAAAUAAAAUAAUUUAACACUGUUAAUUUGUAUAUAAUAAUAAAUAUAUUUACGAGACAUAAUAUAUAUAUGUAUAUAUACUAGGGGGGCUUCGCCCUCUGCGCGCCAACCCUCUAUUUAAAUUUACUAAAAUUAUUAAAUAUUAUUUUGAUUAAAUUUACAUUAUUUAAUAAAAAGUUUUUAAAUUUGAA